Molecule: messenger RNA, 10603 nt
Organism: Porites lobata
Lineage: Eukaryota; Metazoa; Cnidaria; Anthozoa; Scleractinia; Poritidae
Source: the annotation of a GenBank genome assembly
AUGUCUUUGGAAAUGGCUCAACUUCGAAUGGAUCACCCCUGUCGUCAAGACGGAGAGAAAAAGUUUAAUCAACUUAAAGAGUUACUACUUAAUUUCUUCAUCAGCGAACUCACUGAAUAAGACUAUGGUAGUCUUUUAAGUAGCAAAUACUCACGAUUUCCUCAUUGCAUUGUAAUCGUAAAUUGAUAGCCUACACGUGGAUUAGUCAAGAAGUUCGUAAGAAAGUUUCUGAAUUCCUAAUCAAAGCUUAAAAACUGAGAAAAAACCUAGUAUACUGUUUGCAGUUUCCUUGCCGCCAUAUUUUGAAGUUUUCUUUCGGUCGUUCCCAGUCUCCCAAAAGAAAAGUUUUCAUGACAUCGUGACGCGGGGUCGGGGGGUUGGGUAGGAGGAAAGAAUGCGUUCAAACUUGCCCCAAAAGAAAAAUAGGCAGCUCAGUUUUGGAAUUUGUGACUUAAAUCCAUUACAGUUAAAAGAGGAUCUCUUGAUUACAGUCCAGAUCAGCAAAAAAUUUAGACCUGAUGCAGUAAUAUUGCCAUACGUGGGCUAAUAUUUUCCAUGCCUUUUCAUUGCAUCCUUAUUAGUAAAGGCUAGUCACAAGUUUAAGCCUGCCCUAGACUAACUGCAGGGAUUUACUGACGUAAGAACUUUUUUCUUUCUAAAUAUAGACAGACAAAAUUGACCCGUUUUAUGUAUUCACCUACCGGAUUAAUGUUAGAGCAAAUGGACUUGCUGACCGGGGACAGCCAGAUCUUGAAAAUAAGUCGCUAACUUUGUACUCAAGGCUAGAAGCCCUUGUAACUGGAUUGCUCAUAGUAUGAAGAUAAAUCUCUUAAUCAUAAAAGGAAAGAAUAACUUCAUCUUAAUAGUUGUUUUCAGUAAAAAUCUGGCCAAUAACUCAGUGGAAAUAAUAAAUUUGGGGGGUAAAAAUCCCGCCCAUUCUACACUUGAGUGAGGUUAUUACGCCGCCUUUUGGCCUCUUCCGCUCCUUGUAUUGAGAUGUCUCGUACUAUACGAUGUUUUCUUCUAACAAUAUUUUCUCACGCUUAGAGGGACUUCAUUAACUCUGAUUUUUCAAGUACAAGACUCAAGUUGUGCAUUUUAAAUCUUUAAUUCUGCACUACAGUAUUUUUCUUAGUUUAAGACAUCACCCCCUUGAAGUUAAGGUACUCCGACUACCGUCACUUUUUCUGUUUAGUAAUUAGACGAUGAAAGAAUUUUCUGAUCUUAUUCAAAUGAAGCGUGCGAUUACAGUCCAACAAGUUCUGGGUGAAUUAACUCAUUUUGGGAAUUCGUGUUUUUCGAUGUUUGACUUAACGGUUUUGGUGAUUAACGGAUAAAAAAAUCCCCUUUUCUUAGAAUUAUGAAAAAAAAAAAAAAACCCGUAGCAAGAACAACACCGCGAACAACAAACAAUAUUGAAAGUACUGUUUCCCUAAUGCAUGGUUUCUUCUUUCACUUUUCAAACGUUAGAAUGUUCCUUUUUAAUGACGGGUCAACAAGUUCAUACUUGCCUGGGCGCGAAGUGCAGAUAUCGCGUGAUGUAUACCUGCCGAUGACGUAGUGACGCAAGCAUACACUUUGCCGCGCUUGGCUAUGUUUAAAAGUCUGUGCAUGUAACAGCCGGCGGGAAUAUACAUUAAGACAAGGAAACGAGAAGAACAUUUUUUAGUUUUGAAUAUCUAGGAAAAUCCUGAUGAAUCCCGAGUCAAGCAAAGCGAAGAGAUGUCUAUUUGGUCGGCUCGAUCAUCAACAACUUGAAGCCGAUUUGAAGAAGGAAUUGAACAAAGACGUACAAGAGAUGAACGAAAAAUAUAAUUUCGAUUUUCAGAGAGGAGAACCGUUAGAAGGAGGCAGAUUCGAAUGGGAAGCGGUUGAGCCUUCAAAACAAGAACAACAAACCACAGGAGCCAGCUGUGGUAGUAGAGAGACGAAAAGUCAGGAAAUCGAAACUGAAAAAUCGCCAGAAAAACCCACGGAAGGCUUCAAAACACCUGCAAAAACCUUCCCGUGACUGUUAAUUCUGUCAAGUUCAUAAAUGGCAUUAUUUCAUUUGCUCAAACUUGUGGAACGGGAAUGGUAUUAACUAGCAUUGAUUCAAGUCCAAUAUUUUCUUCUCUUAUAUGUUUUCGGAUUUGUAAACCGUUAAUAUCCACAGCCCUCGCCGUGACCUCGUGAUGUCCUUAAACUCGACGAAUAUGGAUGAAUUGAACAGUUGAAUAAUUAAGUACUGUACAGUCAUCAUCACUGGGUCAAACCCUACAGGAAAUGAGCAAUUUGCGGAUUAUUUGUGCGUUUGAUGCAACUGUAAAUACGACUUGGAAUUCUGGAUUGUAAAUGGAAUUAUUUAAUUUACCAACAUUGACCUUAAAAAGUUUUAGAUACUCUUAUACUAUUGUUGAAUUUGGUUUAAUUAAUAUCAAGAAAUAUUAUUAUACUUGUCCGCAAAAGUUUAGCUACACUACGGUAAUGUUUAUGUUUCCCUUGUUGUUUUGUUAAUACUCAGAAGGACAAGAAAAUUUGACGAAUUUCUUUUUAUAAUGAUCACUAAAUAUACUUUAUGAAUAUUUCCUCCGCAAUUUAAUGCAUAAAUAGCGAAAGAAAGGCAUAAUAUAAUAAUAAUAAUAAUAAAGGUCUCAAACCGUUUUUAGUUCGCAAGAAUCUUUAAAAUAGAGAUUUGCAGUUUUUAGUUCCGCUUAUAUAAUGGUUUCUCUUCAGAAUCACAGCAAGAUGGAUUUUAUUCUAAAUGCAAAAUCAGUCACACUUUGUUGUCACGCAAGUCGUCACGCAAAGAUUACAGUGACUUAGGGGUCUGGAGGUGACACUUAUUUCGCUCGGAAAGUCCCGAAGUGUGCGCGGUUGUGAGUGGCGUUGAGCAGCUUUCGUAGAAAAAAAACCUUACGAAAGGUAGGUACUUAUUAAUACUUCACUUCUGCCAUAACCAGGAUAACUAUUGUUAUUACCUCUUGAGAGACUGAGUGAGUUUGCUAAAUAUAUUUCUAACUUCACUAGACCUAUGGCUGAUCACCUCCUAUUUUUUAGCGGGGCUCAUUACAGCGAAAUAUAUCGGCAUGUCCCUAAGCGAAACUUGGAGCCUUCUUUGUUCCAUAAUGUUCAUGUUUAACACAUGAUAUAGUUUUAAUGGCUGAGCAGACUUAAGUCCCUCACUUAAAGUCGUGUGGUAGCCAGGAGAAAAUUUGCAGCCAUUUUGUUAUGCAACACCCUUGAUCCAGCACCAUUUGAGGAUAAACCCAACUAGCGCCGUCCAUGACCGUGUAUAAAGAGCUAGUCACUUUCUGUUUAGAAAUAUCAGGAUUUGCUGCCAAUGGUCGGGGUUGGGGGGGCUUUCUUUUUUACAAUAUGAAGGUAUGAAGGUGAUGUUGGCAAAAUGUACUUUGUGGGGAAGGGUUGGUUUGGUAAGCGUGGGUGAUAUUACUUUGUAUUAGUAUGGUAGUAAAAAGGUAAAAGCUCGAAUGAGCCAAAGGCCCAAAUGGCAUGAGCUUAUGCUGGUUUCCUUAGCAUGAAGCAUCCCUAGGAGUAUUCUUCGUUUUCACUGUCACGCAAUAAACACGGCACAAAAAAAUACAUUUGAAACCGUCCCGUGGAAGAAGCCAAGAAAAUGAAAUGUUAUAAAAGACUAAUAUAUAAACUACUUGUCCAAUUCUCAGGUCUUUGUGGCCCACAGUUUCUGAGUUAGUUGCCGAAACAUUUCACGCACCUUUGUAGAGCUUUUGUAUGGAGACGCCAUAACUGUCCACCAAUAUGGCCGCCGGAAAUCAACAAAAACAUCUGGAGUUCACUUUUUCUAUAAAAGCUCCUCCUUUUCGCUCGAGAACUAGUAUACUUGCGCAUAAACAUAUCUUCUAAUACUUGAAAUGGUUAAACUGCUGAAAAUCAAGCGGAGAGACUUUUUUCAAGGAGAUAGCAUUCCUAUUUUGUUGUCACGCACUGUGAAAACUCGGAAGUUCAAACUGCUGUAUUUUCGAAAUGAAACAUGCUUCGGGGCUGGAAACUUGUACAAAGAUUUAUUUCCUAUUAAUCUUCAACCUGGUGUAAAUAAGAAUUCGUAAAACCUCGCUUUUUUGACUUUGCAAUCUGAUGACGUCACCGUGAAAACCAUCAAUUGGUACUCUCCCCUGGACAGGAUUCUAGUCCAUCCCAGGGUUACCCCGUGACAGUAUGUCACCACUACCCAUUUAUACACCUGAGCGAGGAGAGACAAAGUGGAGUAAAGUUCCAUGUCUAAGGAAGCAACACAACGGGCAAGGCUUGUUAACCACUCCGCCACACAUGCCUCCACAAUUCUUGGUUUUCAAGUGACGUCACAAAAAUCCAAACUCCAAAAUUGCAAGAACUUUUAAGGUUUUAUCUCCAUCUCACAAAAGAUUGCUUAAAAAUAAACUUCUGUGUAAGUUUUCAACAAGAUAGCAUUUUCCAUUUCGAAAAUGUAGCUCUUCCUAAUUUUCCAAGUUUACUCUGUGUGACACUAAUAUGGCCACAGAAAAGGCCGUCACAUAUGCUAAAAAAUAAUUUAUCGAAUGAUAUUAUGCCCUUUGAAUGGUGAAAGUAGUAAAAAUGUGUUUACAAAAUAAUUUGCUUGUUCUCUGUGAACAAUGAUCAAAUUUAUGGCGAUACUAAUACCAGAUGUUUGCAUUAUUUCCAGCCACUAAUUUGUGCUCCUCUGGAGCACAAAUAUGGCGUCCCCAUAGUGAGCGCUAUAAAUUUCUGUUACACAUUUUGAAGAACAACUCAGCAGCGGAAAAUUGCAUAGAUGUGAGACUUGGCUAGGUUGUUAAUUUAUCGAUAAUCUAUAAUAUCUGAAAUUCUUGGCCUCAGACAUUCCACGGUUUUGGUUUAAGUUUUGAUGGUGUAACAGUGAAAACCAGCAAUAUGAUAGUUGUGGGUUACAAAAUAUUUUGCAGUCAUUCUGCUCAUUUUGCUAUGUUCUGUCAACAAUUUUACCUCUCAUUAUAGUCUUAUCAGAUAGUGGCUGGUUUUUGAUGAAGUUUUAUAAAUUAUCAGCCAAUCCCAUAAUUAUGUUCUUGUAUCAACUGUAUUUUUUCUGUUUCAGGAAGAUGAGAAGCUGGGCUGUUAUAACUGGAGCAGGAUCAGGAAUUGGUGCAGCACUCACCAAAGAAUUGGCGCAGCAUGAUAUACAUGUCCUUGCUAUAGGACGUAGACUUGAGGCUUUACAAGAAACUCAGCAGCAUGCUCCAGGCAAUAUCCAUACUCUGGCUGUUGACAUAGCAACAGGCGAAGGGCAGAAGAAAAUAUUGGAUUUUAUUCCUGAAAGUGAUUCUGUUAAAUAUCUCGUGCAAAAUGCUGCUGUUGGGGUUCCCUCUCGCCUUCUAGACAUCCAGCGUGAUGAUUUUGAAUAUGCAUUUGCUGUUAAUGUCACAGCACCCCUUAUGCUGGCGAAGGGAUUCUUUCCAAGGCUCAACACAUGCCAAGGAAGAGUUAUCCAUCUUGGGACUGGUGUCGCCACAAUGCCACAGCUAGGGACCAUAACAUAUGGCAUCACAAAAAUGGCAUUUCAACGGUUGUAUGAACAACUUGUGAUAGAAUUCAAAGGAACUCAAGUCCAGAUUGCGGAUGUCCGUCCUGGAGUUGUAGACACUGAGGGCUUGUGGGAGCAUAUCAGGCUAGCAAAGCAACAUAAACUGCCACAUGUCUCAUACUUUGACCAGGUUCAAAAGGAAGGGAAAAUGGCAACUGCAGAAUUUGCUGCCAAAUUUUUGAAGUUUGUUAUGGUUGACACAACAAGUGAGGAGUUUUCCAAGGUGUGGAACAUUCAUAAUUCAGAACACUGGCAGAGAUGGAAGACAGUUUGAAAUAAACUUGAAUGUGUCAAUGAUGUCCUUGAACAACUGCUGUUAUGUUGGUAAGAUGCUUUAAGUAUUGUUUUGACGGCUCCAAAAUUCCUAUCGUUUUAGUAUGGACUGGCAAGUCUCUGACAGUUUUUCACUUAGAAGACAAUGCUUGUCUUUACACUAGGCUGUUAAGUAAGACUUAAGAGCUGCUAAGUUUUACUUAACCAAAAAUUCGUGUGUGAAGGCCUCACGUAACUUUACUUUGCAUCUCAUUAAAGUCGGAAAGUUGAGACGAUUCAAGAAAGUUUCAAGCGACUUGAAAACCAUCCUUAAAACCGACUUAGCUGACUUGCGGUUACUUGCCGUUUCUUGAGGUUUUAGAAAGGCAAAACAUGCCAAUCAAUAUUAAUUAUGUUAGGUGGGAAAAUAGCCUUAAGUUAACCUUAAGCAAAAAAGAAUCGGUUGUGUGUGAAGCUUUAUUUUACUUGUAGUAAUAAUUAAAAUUUACUUUUCUUGAAAGAUUUCUUAGCUUAUUUAGGCUCUAGUGUUAAGACUACCAAUAUUCAGGAAAAAAUUAAAAUUUUUUUUUUCCUUUUCACAGUUAUAAGGUGUAGAUACUGAAAAACUAAUAGACUGAUGUGAAAGUGCUACUAAACAGCUGACUAAAGACCUUUCUUUCUAAAUUGAAUUAUAAAUUGGUAAAUAAACCACACAGGGCCCAAAUUGUAGCUUGUUAAUAAUCUCAUUUAAUUUGAAGCUUUGCAAUUGGUCACAGUAUCUUAAUGAGUUUGUUCUUUGAAAAUAUUAGCUCUUAAGUUUUAAGUGAACAUUCUUUGUUCGUAAAGUGAGUUCGGGUCGUCUAUGCCCUUGUCACAUGACCUUCAGUGAUUUGACACCUGUCAUUCUACAUCCAUCCACAAAGAGGAAUAGCAAACUGCCGAAAUCCAAGAAAUUGAACGUUUGAUUGGUUCGUUUGGUAGUAUAAUAAUUAUGCUAAUUUAUUCGUGGUUUCUCGGAACCGUAGACAAAACAGAAGAAAGUUCUAAGAAUAAAUUCAACUUUUUGACAACGACAGCAUUGCACAGGUGAUUUGAUUUUGUCGCUGAUGAGGUAAUUUUUGUGGUUAUAAUCGGAUACGGAAGUUUUAGAUGUUUCGAAGUAAACUCCCAAUACUUAUCAGCUUGGACCAUAUUCGCCCCAAAGAUCCUCCACUGUCUUUGGGGGUAGCCAGCAUCAUCAGCUAUUUAAAGCAGAAGAAGAUCGAAUUCGCAGCGCAUACUUACAAUAUUGCGGAAGAAACACAGAUUUCUCCUUUAGCAAGGAAAAUCCUCGAUACGGUAUGGAGUCGAUACGACGAUCCGAAGUACGAUCUUAUGUUUGGAGGUUUCGUCUGGAACGAACCCUUUCUCAAAACUAUUCUGCAAGAGCUGAAAAAGUAUCGUUAUCGAGGGCGCAUUGUUAUGGCUGGUCCUCAGGUGUCGUACGUCGAAAAAGGCCAGCUUGAAAGCUAUUACCCUGAGGUGGAUGCUUUUAUUCGAGGAUAUGCGGAGAUAGCCGUGGCAGAAUUAGCAGAAGGGAAGGAAGAUGUUUUAGGAGUUCACUUUGCUGGCGCAUCUGACAGGUAACGAAGAGAUGUUAUGCUAGUAGUGUACAAUAAACAAGGACACCUAACGAUAACUUUAGUUCUCCCAAAUACAUUUAAGAACUGUUUUAGGCUGCCUGGAGUGCUUUUAAAGUACUAAACGGUGCUAGAAAACUGUUAACUUUUCGGUCUUCGGCCGUCCUAGAGCAUACUUUUCGAAUUGUAAGCUCUUUCGUACUUAUUUUUCCUGAAAAGCUAAGAUGUUUAUAUUUAUACGUUUACGAAAUCGAGAUGUUAUACCCAUUUCUGUCAUUAUUUACGAAACCGAAAAUGGUAAGGCUUUCACGUUUUUUCCGCAAAAAAUUUAUAUGCUUUUUAUGAGUUUAUUUAUGCAAGAGACAUAAUGGAACUGGUGGCUCUUGGUUUAUAGAAUCGUGAGAUGACGCUCUUUCGGUCACUCUUCAGUAAUCAAAACUUUUAUCAAUUUUAGGGGAGCGGUCCUUUCUUAUGAAUAAUAGUUUAAUCUAUAGAGUGAAAUUUUGAAUAUCUUAACUUCCGAAAAUAGUAGGAAAGUUUAAGAAAAAACGGCGAAGAUUUCAGAUGAAUGAACAGUACCGCUGGUCUAAUAUACUAGGCUGCGAAAACACCUGUCUUUCCUCGUCCCUUUCCGCUAACUCCGCCGGUCUCCCGGCCUCCUGGCGAAACGUACGUCCGUAGCGGCGAGGAGCAACAUGAGACGGCUGUUUUCGCAGGCUACUAAGAGACGUUCGGGGCGUCUAUUAAUUUUAGGAGCCUAAGAGAAGAGUUGUAUAUAAAAAGGGGGCGUUUAAAAGAGGGGAUGGGGCUUGUAUUAAACAAGGGGCGUUUAUUAUGGGGGUGGGGGGAGUCUAAUAAGUACAAACUUAAAAUCUUGGGGGGGGGGGCGUUUAUUUGAGAGAGGGAAUCUAUAAGAUCAUUUACAUUAUUUUCCGUGUUUCAACAGGGGUCUUCACACAGCCACCACUAUAGCCCAGCUCCCAUCGCCUUUCUUAGAUGGCACACUGAAGCCACAGCCCUUCAUGCGCUGGGAAACAACACGAGGCUGUCCCUACAGCUGUUCGUUUUGCCAGCACAGAGACCCAGCUUCGUGGCGAUCAUCAAACAAAAGCUGGACGAAAAUUCAACACGCGCAAAAAGAUCGAAUCCUCUCAGAAAUAGAGUGGUUUGUUGAGAACGGUGUGAAAGAUGUAGCAGUACUGGACCCGACUUUCAACACCACAAACGGAUACACCGUUCUGGAUUUUUUAGAGCGCCUUGGGUUUUCGGGGAAAAUAAGUUUUCAGUGCCGUCCGGAGCGAGUGACUCCUGCAUUUUUAGAUCAGGUGGAAUCGCUGAGUAAAACUACUGGAGCUGAUGUUAUUUUAGAGUUUGGCGUUCAGACGCUUGAUCCAGCAGAACUUGUGCACAUAGAACGCGUGAAGAAUGCCAAUCCUCACAGCUUAGCCAAUAAAGUUUUAGAGAAACUAGCGCUCGUUCAGAAGCGAAAAAUUAACCACGAAAUCAGUCUCAUUUUUGGAUUGCCCUUACAGACUGUAGAAAGCUUUCAAAGAACGAUUCAUCAUCUUCAGGAGAUCACAGAUGGGUCGCUGGUCGCCUUUCCUCUGAUGUUGUUGAGGGGCACACCAUUAUAUUAUGAAAAAGAAACGCUGGGAUUGGUUCAGGGUGCCGAUAUAGCACAUCCUAUUUUGGAUCGGAUUCAAAAAUAUAUUCCACACGUUGUGUCCACGCCGUCCCUGACUUACAGUGACUGGAAACAAAUGGCUGACAUCGCUGUGUCAUUACAGCAACGCCACCCAGAACACCAACCUCGGAUAAGUCACGCUGAAGCAUAAACCUUUAAGCCACGGUAAAACGAGCGACAAAAACGUGCAACUUUUUUUGCAACAUUACCGCAAAACGAGUUGAAAAGCUUAGUUACGCCGUUUACCACCCAAGUUCAAACCUGAUUUGCAAGUUGCGUGAAUUCUGACUUCUGAUUGGAUAAACUUACGCGGGAGUCACGUCAUGCACGGGAGUUACGUCACUUAUUGCAAAACCAGUUUGUCUUAAACAUAUACACAGUUUGUUGCAAAAAGUAUAACUACUCUCCACAUUCUGCAACAAUUUUUCGCAACGUGCAGCAACCUGAUUUGUUGCUGGACAGGUUUGUGUGGUAAAACGGGAAACAUACCUAUGGAAUUCGUUUUGCAGCAAUGUUGCAAAACAAGUUACAUUUUUGCUGCCCAUUUUACCACCCUGCUAUAACGUAAAAACGUCAUUGGUAAAAAAACCAGGAAUAUUUUUUGUUAUGAAUACUUAUACCAAUUACGAGUAAUAUGAAAAAAAAAAGCCUAGAUUAUAUAUUUUACAGCGCGGAAAAUUUGCGCGGCAAUGAAAAGAUAGUAAAUGUUCCAGGUUUCAAAAAAAACGUUAUACUACAAUGAUACAGUGAAACUAUUUCCGUCUGUCUUGAGAAACCAAUUUAUCUUGACAAGGAUAGCAUGCGCCACAGACGGUCUAACUACGUGAACGACGCAGAGUAAGAAAAGGAUUGUAGCUUGAAAAUACUUACACUAAUUUUUUUGUUGUCAUAAAUUAUCGACAGCAAUGUUAAAAAUUUCGACAGAACAACAAUAUUACUAUCACAAACAAACUUCAGUGUGCGAUGUAUAACAUGUAUUAUUGUUUAGAGCGACAAAAAUGUUUACCUAAUCGCUCUUGUGUUUUGCCUUUUUUCGCCGUUUUAGUUAGAAUGUAUAGUCUACACGAGACCACCCUAUCUGUUUUCUCCAUUUUAGGGGAGGAUCUUGCUUUUUUAACUAUCGGUUUGGCUGUCCCUCUUUUUUCUGUUUCCUUCGUUGCCGCUGCGAGACCAGUGGCGGGCCUUUACGAGAAGGCCUCAAUUAGCCUCCGGCGUCUUGGCCUAACUCUUAUUCAGAGACGAGUAAUUUCUUGUGGGAAAAAAUAAAAAAGAAGAGCGCAAUUCAGAGUUCAUUUCGCUGAAAUUCUUUGACACUGAAGCCAAACCUACACAACACUGAUGACACUCAAAAGAGCGUGCAACAACAACAACGAGCUUUAUUUGCAUGACCAUACAAACACAUACAGUAUUACAAAGCUAUGUUUAGGAAUCAAAAUUUCAACACAGGGCAAUUACGUUAUUUUGAUAAUAAUUUGUCACGAACAUCAACACAAG